Messenger RNA from Effrenium voratum, 426 nucleotides. The record is from the annotation of a GenBank genome assembly. Lineage: Eukaryota; Dinophyceae; Suessiales; Symbiodiniaceae.
AUGGCCAUGAAGCUCGGUUCCAGCCGCUUGGAAGUUCUGGUCAACAAGUCCCUCUUUUGCAUCCAGACUGCCGGCCGAAAGCUGGAGCAAUGCAUCGACGAUGGCACGGGGCGCUCUGGCGGCUUCGGGCCUUUUGAUGACCAGAAGACCUGGGUCCCAGUGGACAUUCGGAAGGCGGGCCCCAGCUCCUUGGUGCUGGACCUGUCCAAGACGGGCCAGGCCUACGCCAUUCGCUACGCCUGGCAAGGGGACUGCUGCGACCAGAGGCCUCCCACUUCGGAGCCCUGCCCGGUGGCCAGCUGCCCGCUGCUGGCCAUGCCCUCCGGCUUCCCCGCCAACCCCUUCAUCGCGCGCCUGGAGAACGGUCGGUGCAAGUGCAUUGCACCCCAGAGCUGCGACGACGGCGCGGAGGAGAUCAUGGUUUGA